GUAGCUACUACCUAUUAAGCGUAGCUGUCCGUGUGACGCUUAGAAUUUAAUAAUAAAUUAACGUUUGUUUUCUUCAAUGCUUGUUUGAAUCUGCGAAGAAAUAUGCCUCAGAGUGGGACAUCAUCAUCCAAAAGAAUGACGAGUAACAGUGCUCGCUCCCGUCGUUACCGGACACGAUCCCACACUUCCCAAGUCGAUGAAACUCUUUUCGGAUCAGUUAAACAGUCUGAAUGUGAAAAUAAGAACCUCCCUAAAGGUGGCUCCAAAACUCAGGCUCACUCUGCUCCGGCCACCAAGCCACAAAAUCAUGAGACAAUCCGUAUCAUCACCAAGGACCAUAUCAGGGACCUGAGAAUUCCCAAAAAAGACCCAUCCAAACAGUCCAUCAUCCUCUGCCCAGCUGAAAUCAAGCGCAUCAUGGGUAAAUCUCAUGUGCUCACAAAAGAGGAGAGAGAUGCAGCACAGGAGAGCCAGCGCAAAGCUUUGGAAGAGUCAAUGAAUACUGCUGAGGAGAGGAAGAUACUUAUGCAGCAAGCAGACUUGUUCCGUCAGAAGAACCAAGGCCUUAGUGACCUGGAAGCUGAGGCUAGGGAGCAAGCUCAGUAUUUACUGGAGAGGGCAAAUGCCCUGAGAAUGGAGCAAGAAGAUGAGGUCAAGAAACUUAACGAGCUGAUUCUGGACGCGCAGUGCCAAGCAGUGAGGGACGCUCAGAUUCAGGAGAAGAAGCAGAUUCUGUCUGAGUUGCUGGAGGAGGAGUGUAGGCUUGAUGCCAUGAUGGAGGUGGACCGUCGGCGAGCCCUUGAGAUUCAAGCACAGAUCGACGAGCUACGCAAAAAUCAGAGAAUUCAGGGGCAGAUGUGCAUCCUGAAGCAGAUUGAGGAACGUCAGGAGGAACGAAUGUUGCAGGAAGAACUGAAGGAACAAGAAGGGCAGCAGAUGCUGGAGAAGCUGGAGAAGUUGCAGAUAGAGGAGCUGAAGGCUAUGGAAAAGAGGAAAGAGGAGCAAGAAAAGCUUCAGCUGGAAAUUAAGAAAAUCAAUGAGAACAAUCGUCUUGCAAAAGAACUCAAAAAAGAAGAGGAAAGGUUGGCGGACCUGGACGCGAUGGAAUAUACAAACAAGAAAUUGGCGCGAGAGGAAGAGUAUGAUGCUGAACAAAAACGAAUAAAAAAAGAGAAGGAGAAAGAAGUGGCACGAAUGAGAGCUCUUCAGGAAAGAGACAGAGAUCAUAAAGCUGAACAGGAUGCACUCAGGGCUCGUAGGAACCAGGAGGCUACUGAAAGGGAAUGGAGAAAGAAAGAGAAAGAACAAAUCAAGAAAAAGCUGGAAGAGGAUGAAAGAUUGAAGGCCAGUCGUCUAGAACAGAUAGCCCAUAAGGAACGCCUGCUGUGUAUCGAAGGUGGACGAGAGAGAGCCGAGUUUGAGAGAGUCCUGAGGGCCCAGCAGGAGGUCAUCGCACGGGAGAAGGAAAAGGAGGAACGGCAUCAGCAGCAGGUCCUGCGCCACGCUGAGGAAAUUCGGCAGCAGGUUCGGGAGCGGGAGGCUCAGGCCAUCACUCGGAGGAGAGAUGUGUUCCGUGAAGUAGAGAAGCUGGACGAAGAAGCUCGUAUCCGUCGAGCACGUCUGGAUGAGAUUAAAGAAAAGAAGCUAAAGGAGCUGAAGGCAGCUGGACUUCCAGAGAAAUACUGCAGUGAGGUGGAGCGGAAGAUUCAUAUCUUACCCACCUCUGUACGUUGAAGAAGAGUUGAUUUUUUUCAAAUCAAAUAAAAACUCUCAAUAUCUUUUACUAUGUAAUUACAAAAGAAACAAUAAAAGUAGUUUUCAGAUCA
Messenger RNA from Tachysurus vachellii, 1826 nucleotides. It is a transcript of the gene cfap45, whose product is annotated as cilia and flagella associated protein 45. Bases 103 to 1734 code for a protein of 543 amino acids. Lineage: Eukaryota; Metazoa; Chordata; Actinopteri; Siluriformes; Bagridae. The record is from RefSeq and is a predicted model, not a curated record. The transcript has 12 exons.